AUGUCCGCCAUAGACACCUCAGUCUGGUACAAAUCAGACUACGGCACCCGAUUGAAACCAUCCUCCCAAUUCCGCGACCGCGCCUGGCCACUCGGCGGCUAUCCCUGCAUAGGGAUGUGGAUGUUCCUCCUACCAGGCCUAGCAGGGUUCCGGGAGUUCAGCGCCCUCGUCGAGCGCGCGCGGCAGUCCGACUCCACCAUUCUCGACCUCGGCUGCGGCCUGGGACAAGACCUGCGCCUGCUCGCCGCGCACGGGGUGCCGACCGAGCGCAUGGUGGCCGUGGACGUAGAGCCGCGCCUCUGGGAGCUGGGGUACGAGCUCUUCAAAGACGGCGGCGGACGCAUGCAGGCGAAGUUCAUCCAGGGGGAUUUCCACACCAUGACGGAUGAGCAGCUCGCGCCUGUGCAGGGCAAAGUGGACCUCGUCAUCGCCGCGCAGUUUUUACACUUGUUCAGCUAUGAGGGCCAGCUGGUCGCGUGCAAGCGGAUCGUCGCGCUCUCCAAGCUCGGUACCACGGUCGUCGGAUUUCAGCAGGGACAUGUCCGGCCUGUCGAGUAUCGCCGUCCCUGGGGGGUGACCUUUUACCAGAAUCGCGAGUCGUUUGUGAAGAUGUGGGGAGCUGUGCAGGAGGAGACGCGAACUGUUUGGGAUCUGGAGGUGAGAGAGGUGAGUCUGCUUGAUUGGGGGAUGCAGGAGGAGGAUUUCGCUUGGAUGUCUGAGAAUCGGAUCGGGAUUGAGUUUGUUAUUAGUCGUGUGUCGUGA
This is a messenger RNA of Aspergillus homomorphus CBS 101889, 762 nucleotides long. RefSeq names its product class I SAM-dependent methyltransferase. The transcript is spliced from 2 exons. Lineage: Eukaryota; Fungi; Ascomycota; Eurotiomycetes; Eurotiales; Aspergillaceae. The coding region runs from base 1 to 762 and encodes 253 amino acids. The record is from RefSeq and is a predicted model, not a curated record.